Puntigrus tetrazona (Sumatra barb) is the source of this 2016-nucleotide messenger RNA. It is a transcript of the gene nus1, whose product is annotated as NUS1 dehydrodolichyl diphosphate synthase subunit. Lineage: Eukaryota; Metazoa; Chordata; Actinopteri; Cypriniformes; Cyprinidae. Bases 196 to 1020 code for a protein of 274 amino acids. Gene Ontology annotation, cellular component: dehydrodolichyl diphosphate synthase complex; endoplasmic reticulum membrane. The transcript is spliced from 5 exons. The record is from RefSeq and is a predicted model, not a curated record. Gene Ontology annotation, molecular function: ditrans,polycis-polyprenyl diphosphate synthase [(2E,6E)-farnesyl diphosphate specific] activity.
CAGCGGGUUCAGAGUGGAAAGGUUGGAAAGAUGAAGAAAUGGCAGCCUGCGCGCUGCGGUGUUGGCAAUGACCAAAACGGCGCUUUUCUCGAUACACCGUCGCUCACACCUACGCGGAUUACUUUAAUAUGAGGAGUACGCUUCAAAAUCCCAUAGAUACAUUCAACUAGGAGCGCGUUUCUGACACUUUGAAGCAUGGCUUUGCUGUAUGAGAUGGUGUGGCGGUUUUUGCACGCGCUGCUUUACGUCCAGCGCGCGCUGCUCGCCUGGUUCCGAGUCCACGUCUGGAGGUGGAAACGGGCCGUGAUGGGCUUGUUGCUGCCCCUGGCCCUCGGCUUUCACAAUGCGAAAAAGACCGGAGCCACAGGCAAACGGAGCGGCCGCCGGGUCCGCUGGGGAGCCGAUGGCAGGACGUUAGAGAAGCUGCCUCUUCACGUGGGGUUAUUGAUCGCCGAGGAGGAGAUCCACUUCACGGACGUCGCCAAUCUAGUGGUCUGGUGCAUGGCGGUGGGGAUCUCGUAUGUCAGUGUGUACGAUAAUCAAGGUGUGUUCAGGAGGAACAACUCCAGACUCAUGGAGGAGAUCGUGAGACAGCAGCAGGAGCUUUUGGGAACGGACGGCUCCAAAUACUCCGUGGAGCCCGCGAAGAACGGUGCAGAUAAACAAGAGCAUCAAGUGUUAUCUUGCCAGUCAGUGGUGAAGGUCUUAUCUCCAGACGAUGGGCGGCUCAGCAUCGUCCAGGCAGCUCAGCAGCUCUGCAGGGCCAUCGAGCAGAAGGAAAAGACAUCCAAAGACAUUAACGUCACUGUGCUGGACUCAUUACUCAGAGAGUCAAAGAACACCCCAGACCCAGACCUGGUGCUGAAGUUCGGCCCCGUGGAAAGCACGCUUGGAUUUCUUCCCUGGCACAUCAGACUAACAGAGAUUAUCUCCAUGCCGUCCCACGUAGACGUCUCUUACGACGACCUGUUCGGUGCUCUGCAGCGCUACGCGACGUGCGAGCAGCGGUUGGGCAAGUGAGGAUCCGUCCGCAGGGAGCAGAACAGAAGGAACUGAACGAGCGAGAGGGGAUGGAGGGGGUCCGACCCUCUCCUCAUGUUUACAGUACAAGCCCUGGAGCCGCUCUUCUCGGCCCGGAUCAUCUCUGCUCUUCUCCGCCAAGGCCUGUCGGGCGACUCUCUCUCUCUCUCUCUCUCUCUCUCUGUGUGUGUGUGUGAUUUACACUUGUGCAUCUGUGUAUGUGUCAUGAGCAUCAAGUCGCAGAAAAAAGGACACGAGCGCCACCCUGCAAGCAAGCCGGCCGCUCGAGGAGCUUGGUUAAUUAAAUAUACCACCUUUUUUUUUUUUUGGGCCACUUUGGAAUAGUUCGUAAAGAUGCACUGAACUCCGCAGAAGCUACACGCACUCAUCCGUCUGGCGCAAAGAACGAGAGCCACCGGACAGCGGACGCGCUUCUGGUUAGCGAAAACCGGCGGGAUUUUUCUGUUUCGAUGAAUCAUCUGCAUGCCGAAUCUGUCUUACUGCAACGUCACGUUCCCAUUAAGGCUAUACAAGCGUGCUGUAAAUGGUUGUGUGUGUGUGUGUGUGUGUGUGUGUGUGUGUUUAUUCGUAAUCGUGUCAUUUGAAUGUGCCACGAAUGACAUGAAUUAGCAUCAAACCCUGAAGUUUGUAAUUCUAAGUGCGUUAAUUGAUUGCUCUACAUCGUUCCCCCACGAAAGCUCUCGCUGUUCGUAACGGCUCGCGGCGCUAAUUACGUUUUUAUUCGAUUUUUAUUUGUCUUUAGUAAAUAUUGCUUCGUUCAGAAGUCUGUUGUUUUUUUUUUUCUCCGUCGAUAUCUCUGUGGAUCAGAAAUGUUUCGCAUUAAUAUUUCGCAGGAAUCCGUGAUUGUUUUUUUGUUUAUAUCGCGCCACGGGCUUUUCUGCGCGACGCAAGAAGUCUUAAAGGUGUAAUCGACGGGAAGGGUGGGUUUGCUAGUGUCCAGCGUGAAUGUAUAAUAAAUGUUACUGAAUCCUUUAA